This is a messenger RNA of Brassica napus (rape), 1200 nucleotides long. RefSeq lists its product as uncharacterized. Lineage: Eukaryota; Viridiplantae; Streptophyta; Magnoliopsida; Brassicales; Brassicaceae. The record is from RefSeq and is a predicted model, not a curated record. Bases 1 to 1200 code for a protein of 399 amino acids. The transcript is spliced from 2 exons.
AUGUUGCGACCCGGAUUUGCUGACAUUGGUUUCCUGUUUUUGACGUCUGAAGGUUGUGUGGGGUCCAGUGAUAAAGACCUUUACGUGGGCAAGACAUUUAAGAACCGAGACGAGUUCAAGCAACGUAUGGCCUUAUAUGCAAUCAAGCACAAGUUUGUUAACCGUUGUGCAAGGUCGUCACCUUCUGUUAUGGUGCUUGAGUGUUCUGGAGUGGCAUGUAUGUGGCGGGUCUAUGCGGUCCUUGUCAAGGGUUCGAGCCUGUAUGAAAUUCGUAAGAUACGUGGGGGGCACAGUUGCAGCGUUGAUGAGCGUGCUGGAUACCAGAGACAGGCGACAUCGAGCGUCAUAGGGGAGAUGCUCAGGCAGCAGUUCACCGGAAAGGGUGUUGGUCCGCGGCCAAGGGAGAUCAGGCAGGUGAUAGGGGGCGAUCAUGCUGUAAACAUUUCCUACUGGAAAGUGUGGCGUUCGCGGGAGGCAGCGGUUGAGUUCGCAAAGGGAUCAUGCGGUGCUUCGUACCAAAGCCUUCCAAAUUAUCUGCAGCGGCUUAUUGAAGCUAACCCAGGGACAUUGGCCCAUCUUGAUACAGACUACGUAGAGAGCGUGGGUCGGCGUUUCAAGUAUAUGUUCAUCGCUAUGGGAGAAAGUGUGAAAGGCUUUGAAUUUGUGCGUAAGGUUGUGGUCAUAGACGGUACGCAUCUAAGAGGAAAGUAUGCAGGCUGUCUCUUAACCGCUUCUGCUCAGGAUGGGAACUAUCAAAUUUAUCCCUUGGCCUUUGCUGUGGUUGAUGGGGAAAACGACAAGUCAUGGGAGUGGUUUUUCGAGAAAUUUUCGUCGUUCGUUCCUAAUCAGAGCGGUGUUGUGUUUGUUUCCGACAGACACGCGUCGAUCUAUCAAGGACUGAGCAAGGUGUAUCCAAAUGCUGGCCAAUGUGCAUGCAUUAUCCACCUAAAGAGGAACAUUCGGACCAUCUUCAAGCAGAGGCAGCUUGGAUAUCUUGUUUCGAAGGCAGCUAAGGCGUUUAGGAUGGUCAUGUUUUAUGAAACAUUCGCCGAAAUUAGUUCAAUCAAUCAAGCAUGUGCUGACUACCUGAUUGAUAUAGGGCUUGAGCAUUGGACAAGAUCUCAUUUCCCUGGCAGGCGCUACAACAUCAUGACGAGCAACCUUGUGGAGUUUUGGAAUUCUGUGCUUAGUAAUUUUUAA